AUGAUCUCGUCUCAGUUGCUGGCUUAUGUGGCAAUUUCAGCUUUCUGCAUCUUAAAUGUCAGUGCCAUGGAUACUUUUAUUGCAGCUGUUUAUGAGCAUUCAGUGAUAUUGCCUAAUGCCACCCUAAAUCCAGCAUCCCAUGAAGAGGCAUUGGCGUUAAUGAACCAAAAUCUGGAUGUUUUGGAGGGAGCCAUCACAUCAGCAGCAAAGCAGGGUGCGCAUAUUAUUGUGACUCCAGAAGAUGGUAUUUAUGGCUGGGUCUUCACCAGGGAAACUAUCUAUCCUUACUUGGAGGAUAUCCCAGACCCUCAGGUGAACUGGAUUCCUUGUAAUGAUCCCAGCAGAUUUGGCCACACCCCAGUGCAAGAAAGACUCAGCUGCUUGGCCAAGAAGAACUCUAUCUACGUUGUGGCAAAUAUUGGGGACAAGAAGCCAUGCGAAGCCAAUGAUCCUCAGUGCCCCACUGAUGGCCGUUAUCAAUACAACACUAAUGUGGUGUUUGAUUCUGAAGGGAAAUUGGUGGCACGCUAUCAUAAGCAAAAUAUUUUCAUGGGUGAAGAUCAAUUCAAUUCACCCAAGAAGGCUGAGGUCGUAACUUUCAACACCACCUUUGGGAAGUUCGGAAUUUUCACGUGCUUUGAUAUACUCUUCCAUGAUCCUGCUGUGAUCCUGGUGAAGGAUUUCCAUGUAGACACCAUCCUCUUCCCGACAGCUUGGAUGAAUGUUUUGCCACAUUUAUCAGCUGUUGAAUUCCACUCAGCUUGGGCUAUGGGCAUGGGUGUCAAUUUCCUUGCAGCUAAUAUACAUCAUCCCCUGAGGAAAAUGACAGGAAGUGGCAUCUAUGCACCAGAUUCUCCAAGAGCCUUUCAUUAUGAUAUGAAGACAGAGGAGGGAAAACUCCUCCUCUCCGAACUGGAUUCCCAUCUAUACCGCUCUGUGGUGAAUUGGUCUUCUUAUGCCAACAGUAUAGAAGCACUCUCAACGGGAAACCAGGAGUUUAAGGGCACUGUCUUUUUUGAUAAUUUCACCUUCAUGGAGCUCAAAGGAGUCACAGGAAAUUACACAGUUUGUCACAGAGACCUCUGUUGUCAUCUAAGCUACAAGAUGUCUGAGAAGAGAUCAGAUGAAGUUUAUGCCCUUGGGGCAUUUGAUGGACUACACACGGUUGAAGGAACCUAUUAUCUACAAAUUUGUACCAUGUUGAAGUGUGGAACAACUGACUUAAAAACCUGUGGUGAGUCAGUUGAAGCAGCUUCCACCAGGUUUGAAAUGUUCUCUCUCAGUGGCACUUUUGGAACCCAGUAUGUCUUCCCUGAAGUAUUGCUGAGUGAAGUUCAGCUUGCACCUGGAGAAUUUCAGGUGUCAAGUGAUGGACGCUUGUUUAGCCUGAAGCCGACAUCUGGACCUGUCUUAACAGUGACUUUGUUUGGGAGGUGGUAUGAGAAGGACUGGACAUCAAAUGCUUCAUCAGAACUCAGGGCUCAAGCACUAGGAUUGAUGAUAAGUCACAGUGGGCUCUAGCCCAAAGUAGCUGUAUAGGAGACAGAUGCAGACGAACUCACUUGUCCCCAAGGAAGGGGUUCCGCUGCCUAGCUCAUCCACACCCUCUGUCCACUCUUACUGGAGAAGGUAGGUCUGAAAACUGUGAACACGCACACCAAGACUCGAGACUUGCCAGGGGACCUAGUGGAAUCCUUUAUCAGGAGAAUGCCGAAGAAACUGACUCAUUAAUGGUUUGGUACUUACUCAUAAAUUAAAAUUUAGGAAUAUUUAACAUGAAGAUUAAUAAAAUUUCUGUAAUUAUUUCCUUAAUACC
Messenger RNA from Trichechus manatus latirostris (Florida manatee), 1816 nucleotides. RefSeq names its product pantetheinase-like. The transcript has 8 exons. Bases 1 to 1521 code for a protein of 506 amino acids. NCBI's taxonomy places the organism in Eukaryota, Metazoa, Chordata, Mammalia, Sirenia, Trichechidae. Gene Ontology annotation, molecular function: pantetheine hydrolase activity. Gene Ontology annotation, biological process: pantothenate metabolic process. The record is from RefSeq and is a predicted model, not a curated record.